This is a messenger RNA of Pichia membranifaciens NRRL Y-2026, 429 nucleotides long. RefSeq lists its product as hypothetical. The record is from RefSeq and is a predicted model, not a curated record. Bases 1 to 429 code for a protein of 142 amino acids. The transcript has a single exon. Lineage: Eukaryota; Fungi; Ascomycota; Pichiomycetes; Pichiales; Pichiaceae.
AUGUUUUCCAGACUUGCCAUCCAGCCCGUCAGAGCCGCCGCCAGAGCUUCCGCCGCUGGCGCCGCCGCCGCACCAUCCCGCAGGGCCCCACAGCUCCGCUCCUUCGCCUCCACUGCGGCAGCCCUCGCCAAGGAGGACGUCGAGGCCGCCCGUGCCACCAGGUUGUCGGCGUUCAUCGAGCAGAUCCGCUCGAACGAAAAGGUCCACUCCCAGCUCAGAAGCGUCCAGCUCAUCAUCGCCUCGAAGAUCAAGACCGCCGGCACAGAUCCCUCCCUCAUGCAGCAGAUGCAGUUGCUCAGCGACAAGGAGGUCCGUGCCGAGAUGCUCAAGCUCUCGGAUAUCAUGAAGGAGGAGAACGUCAACAUUAGCAAGGAGGACGUCGGCUUCUUGAUGCAGUGCUUGAAGGCCCAGAUGGACGAGGAGAAGUGA